CUUCGGCGGAUCCCCUGGAAAUCUUAAUGCCGUAAUCCAAUACUUACUUAACCAUUCCUGCGUGUGUUUAGUUGGGGAAUACCCUUAUGGAAAGGGGAAUAUAUGGAUUUCAACAAGCUUCGUUUAUACCGUGCCAGUAAGCUCUCAUUGGAGGUUUCAUGCAACAAAUUAUGUUGCUUCUGCGGCGACACUACAAGUGUUUUAUGCAGUACAGCAAGCCGGAAGUAAUCAAAGUGGAAAUUACAUAGAUAGGCAUGCAAUCGAAGUAGACUUUACAGGGGGAAACCAUCUUUAUUUCAAUAGGAGAAACUAUAUAUAGAAGGGCAUGAGCAUGGCAAGUCCUAUUGAGCUAACGCAGAUGCAACUUUACAAAGUAGCAGAAAAGGUCAACCCUGAUGAUUGGCUUAGCCUUGGGAUUCGUCUUGGUUUCGUGUAUAAUGAAAUCCUGGUCUGGAAAGAAGAAUAUAAAGGGGAUAUCAAGAAUGGGAUUUUCAAUAUGUUGCGCACCUGGCUUGGUAUGUAUCCUAACUUUACCCAACCGGACGCCAGGAAGUUUUUGAUUGACCAAUUCAAAGAAAUGGAACGGAUGGAUCUGGCGUACUUGCUUACCAAAACAGAAGUCGGUUUCGUACCACCCCAUAAAGUUGCAGUCAUUGGUUCAUCGAGACAAUUCGAGUACGAGGUCAGGACUUAUCAGCAAGAAAAAGAACUUUCAUUCAGGGUGUCCAUGCAUUCGAGCGAAGGACAGGUACCGCUCUCCCUGAUCUUAGACUGCCUAACCGAACCUAACGAGUUUGCCAUCAGGCUGUGUACAUGCAUCCAUAUACUCGGACUAAGACUCAUCCGGAUGCAACUGCCCGACGAUGGUACCGGAAGUAUAAAGGUCACGGUCGCUUCGAUUGAUGAAGAUGGCGUUCUGGAGUUGCAGAAGAGGGUGAAGUCAUUACCGAAUCGCUUUGCUGAUGACCUGAAUGAUGUCAUUUGCAAACAUAUUGCCGCUGGUAUGGAGAGGUCAACGAUUUCUCUGAAAACCUGGUUCUCUGAGAAGGACGAGAGGGAAAUUGGACAGAUCAUCGAACACUUCCGAAAAGAAGCAAACACAAGACCGUCUGAUGCUAAGCCUUUGCGUGUCAAUGACCUAGAACUGGUAAGACUCGCAAAAAAUCUAGAUGCCUCGUUGGUAACGGAGCUCGGGUUGAAAUUAGGUAUGUCGGACGCCGAAAUCAAUAACCUUUGGGCCAUGUCAAGCAGAUCAAAGUUCGAGCAUAUACUGUUUAGUUGGAAAUCGAAGCACAAUCCGUGUAUGAACGACAUUCCUGUUUUGGCUGAAAUUCUGGAGUCAGUUGGUGCCAGUCGUCUUGCUUCGAAACUAAGGAAAGGGGAGCUGAGGGAAAGUGAGAAAGAGGAACAAAGAAGAACGUACCUUCAGCGGGUAUCUGCUCACUCUUCGAUGGUUAGCGCCAUGUUGUCCCUUAAACUAAAGCAUCCAAGUAAUCAAGUCCCGCCUUCAGGUGCAGGAAUCUCACAGUGCCACAAAUACGUGAACUACCCACCUGAGGACACCAAAGAAAAUAAAUUUGUACAACACACGUACGUCAACACUACAGGUUUGCAGGAUGAAGGGCGCCCUCCCCAAGGGCAAGGCACUGCUGAUUCUAGCACCAAGGAACCCGACUAUGAAAGCAUCAUCUUUCGCACUGAAGAUGCGAAGCCAACUGAGAAACAGGCAAAUAUAGCAGCUGAAGCGAAUCCUGAUUACGAAGUGAUUAAGGAUGCCAACGGAGGAGAGAUGCAAACUGCUCAAAAUGAAAAUGAUCAUACUUAUGUACAACUAAGAGAACCCGGAAUUCAGAAAGGCGGUGAGAGGAGGAUAUCUCAUAAGCGACUGGGAACAUCUGCGAUACCAGUUAUUGACAGAAUGGACUUUUCCAUUCUUGAAGACAUGUGGGACAGGCUAGAUGUUUUCGGCGUUACUAGGGAUGACACAAUGCACAUAGCAGGCUUGGUGAAGCUAGCACACGCUCUCGACCGUAUGAAUCAACGUGACAUUGCGGAUGCCGUAUGGAUAUCGCUAAUAAGGGAGAACAUGAAAAACGAAUACCUGCAUAAAUUUGUUACCGGAAGUAUAAAGGUUGUUCCACGGGUCAUCACGAAUAGACAAGACUUUGAAAUGGGACAAUUGACAACUCUUGAGGAGGUCGUUAAUCGGACAAAGGCUCUCGAGUAUCCCAGUCGCAUUUUCAUCGAGGCCAACGAACCACUUGACCGGCAAAUGGUGGCAGAGAAGCUCGGCUACGAUUGGGCCAUAGAGAAGGAUCCGCACAGUCCGUUGGGGAACGUUGAUUUGCUUUACGUCUUGAACGUUGCUGACAUCGCUCCUGGGUCAUCCGUUGGGGGCGCUGUAGCAUCUCAACGCGUAUGUAAGGAAUUCGAGCUGACUCAAGGUCGAAUUGAAGAUUAUUUCAAGAGCACCAUGACAGAAUAUGUCAUAGUCUUAAGGGGAGAUGAGAAUGACUUCCAGAAACUAUUAUCAGUCGCGCCGUUGGAUGAAAGUAAAUAUGGAUUCUCAGAUCUAAUUAAAGGAAAAUAUCUAAGCCACUGCAUUGUGAUAAUGACAAUUGGUCCACAAGCGCUCGCGGAAGGUCCUAAAAACUUCGCACAUUACAAACUUUUACAAACCCCAAACUCAGCAGCGUCAGAUUGCUAGAAAAUUAAAAGGUUUGUUCACAAACAAUGUGUCGUCGCCUGAAAUUAAUUCAGUGUCGUAUAAGGUAUGGUAUCUUUACUAUAACCAUGGACCUAACUAAUAUUCCAAGCUCCUGUAACGGCAAUAGAAUACUCUUAUGGGGGGCUUGUGCGAGAAAAGGUGAUUACUUAAAUACGCUUUUAUUGGCACAGUUGAUAGCAACGUCAUUACGAGUUUAUUCUUAAGCUGCCAUCCCCGUGUGUUUUGUUUUACAUUUAUUUAUUCGAUGAUAUAGAAAUAUAUAUCAUAUGAGUCGUUGGAAAGGGUGUUGAAUUGAUCCCUUCCCUAAGAUCAAAACCGUUCCAAUUUAUUGCAUGAAAUCACGAAAUUCUGCCAAAGGUAUAAAUAAUCCGUUAAUUUCUGUUCGAAUGUAUUCGAAAUAAUCGUUUUCUUAGAUGCAUGGUUUACCAUUCACCAAACUGAAUCAAGUAAAAUUGUAGUUGUAUCAUUGUGGUAAUGAUUAUUCUAUAGAAAAUUGAGCUUAGAAGGAUUCAAUAAUUGCUUUACUGAUGAUUAUAAUAAUAUUGCUAAUAAUAAGAAGAAUAAUUAUGGUUAUGGGAAAUGUUAAAAUAAAAUUAAACACCUAAAUUCUUGCCUAUUAUUUCAUUAUUUUUUAUCGUAGUUGCAUCAAUUGGUAAAUGUUUAUAUUAGUUUUGAUCUGUUUGUAUUUUUAUAUGUAUUGACCUCUAUGCUAACGUGGCUUUGUUUGAUCGUAAAAAACUGAUAUUCAUAAAUCAUUAUUUUGUGUCUUAGUCAAAACUUAUUCAUCUAGCAUGUUUUUAUUUUUUACUUCAUUAUUUUAGAGGCAUUAUGACAAUCAUACUUAUUAUGUAUAGUUAAAGAUUUUCUUUGGUGGGUUUAUGCUUGCCAUGCUUAUUGGAAACUAGACAAUUCGAAUACGAUCUGGGGCCCGUAACACAAAGAUUAACAAUGAUCGCAUAAUAUCUUUCUACGAUUGAUUCCACUGAAUACAAUGUACAAUUAGUCGCGAAAAUUGAGUGUACAAUUUAUCGCUAACCUUUGUUUUACGGGAACCUGGGGUUGUUUCACAAAGGUUUAAGUGUGACUUAGAGACGCACUUAUUAAAAUGCCGACGCGUAUAUGAUAUGCAACGCGCAAUCUUAUUGCACUCAACUAUGCAUUUAAGUGCAACUCUAAGUCAUACUUAAAUCUUUGUGAAGCACCCCCUGAUCAUAUAUUUAGGUUGGUGUUUCAUUGACUUAUUGUAAGUUACGAACGACUUUACUAACGACUGGCGAUCCUUUGUACAUUAACACCAAUCGUAAUAUGGGGAGCGUUUCAUGAAAGGACUUGUCAGACGUUUUAUCCAAGAAUGUGCUGUUUUAUCCAACAUUUUAUGGUAACACUCCCUCUCAGCCGAUCAUAAUGAAGGAAAGUUGUCAGACCUGACAACUUGUCGGACAGAAAUGUUGAUGAAAUGCUCUCCUAAUGUGUAUCAUUUACCCUUAAAGGGGUCACAGGCGUUAAUUAGCAGCUUUACGAAACACCUACCAGAAGACAAUUGAUCGAUUUAGAGUCGGUUGUUUGGUGUAAUAUUAAAGGCUAUUGCUUUAUGCCAUCUUCAGACUGGGGGACACAAGGAGUUUUCAUACAGCCACAAAAGGCGGAUUCAAGAACAAAGGAAAUGUAUUAUCAAAAGCCUUCGUGACAAAGAAUAUUCAAAAUGUCUUUGUCGAAAAUUGGUAAAUCAAACCAACAAUUUGGUCCUUGAUUCGAGACAAACAACCUGUUUGUUAUUUUCCGUCUGCUCCGGAAUAAGGACGAAACUGCUGUUCUCGUGGACAUUUUUCGACCAAGAUCUCUUAGCCGUUCUUUGUCAUUUGGCAUGUAUUGUCAAUCAAUUUACUGUGUAUAGUAAUCCACCGUACAUCACGAAGCUACAGAAUCUAGACCGACCAAAUACAGUGACUGUUGGAUAAAGAAUGACAUAAAAUAAUGUAUAUAAUCUAAACUUAA
Molecule: messenger RNA, 4723 nt
Organism: Lytechinus variegatus (green sea urchin)
Lineage: Eukaryota; Metazoa; Echinodermata; Echinoidea; Temnopleuroida; Toxopneustidae
Exons: 12
Coding region: 326-2707 (793 amino acids)
Biological process (GO): signal transduction
Molecular function (GO): protein binding
Source: RefSeq, a predicted model, not a curated record